This is a messenger RNA of Ceratosolen solmsi marchali, 1381 nucleotides long. RefSeq names its product probable chitinase 2. NCBI's taxonomy places the organism in Eukaryota, Metazoa, Arthropoda, Insecta, Hymenoptera, Agaonidae. Gene Ontology annotation, cellular component: extracellular region. The transcript is spliced from 8 exons. Gene Ontology annotation, molecular function: chitinase activity; chitin binding. The record is from RefSeq and is a predicted model, not a curated record. Bases 11 to 1381 code for a protein of 456 amino acids. Gene Ontology annotation, biological process: carbohydrate metabolic process; chitin catabolic process.
GAUCGUAAGGAUGUCGCGCACUCGAUCCCAUCAGCGAACGUUCCUUAUCCCACGGACGAUGACGCUCCUUAUCACUGGGAAGGCGCUCCUCCUCGUCCUCCUAAGCUGCGGACUUUGCGCCGCUCUCGUCAAUAAUGGAAGGAAGCCAAGCCACGGGAAAUACGUCGCCUGUUACUUCCAGAGCUGGGCCAUUUUCCGGAACGGCGACGGAGUCUUCCAAAUCCAGGACAUCAAGCCCGAGUACUGCACCCACCUCGUCUACUCGUUCGCCGGUCUCAAUGGCACGACCUUCCAAAUUAAGAGUCUCGAUCCCUGGGCCGAUUUAGACGAUCACAAUGGCAAAGAUGGCUACAGGAAGCUGACGCAAUUACGCUAUCAGCAUCCAGGACUGAAGGUAUCAUUGGCUAUUGGAGGAUGGAACGAGGGAAGUUACAACUAUUCGGAGAUGGCCAGGUAUCCGGAGCAUCGAAAACGUUUCGUCAACAGCGUUGUUCACUUUUUACGAGCUUACAACUUCCAAGGUCUCGACUUGGAUUGGGAAUUCCCAACAGCGAGAGGUGGAGCCGAUUAUGAUAGACACAACUACAUACUUCUUCUGCAGGACCUCAAACGAGCCUUCAGGGAACAUGACUUCCUGCUAACGGCGGUCAUAUCUGCCGACACAGAAUCCAUGGGCAGGCGCUACGACAUCAGGAUGAUGUCCGAGUACCUGGAUUACAUUCACGUCAUGACUUACGAUUAUCAUGUUCUUGAAGGUGGAGUCAUUAUGCCCAAUGCUCCCUUAGACGAAGUGAACAAGACUUUGGACUAUCUGGUACGAUCUGGUGCACCAAUAAGAAAAUUUAUUUUGGGUCUGCCGACAUACGGAAGAAGCUACAUUCUCGCAACAGCAUUAAGAUCACAAGAGGAAAAUCCGAUUGGAAAACCUAGUUUAAAAAAUAGUUGGUCAGGCCCAUACAACACUCAAGAAGGAUUCAUGGGUUAUAACGAAAUCUGUAAAUAUUUACUAUCGAAUGGCUCCUGGAUCGAUAAGUGGGAUAAUUUGAGUAGUACACCAUACGCAAUAAUGCAACAUAGAGUCAUUGUGUACGACAAUGCAAAAAGUUUGCAAGCUAAGGUACGACUGGCGAUGCGGAAGGGUCUAGGGGGCGUGAUGAUCUGGAGCAUCGAUACGGACGACUUCCGGGGCGACUGCCGACCGACCCACGGACGCAACCACGUCGACGCUCAAGACUACCAGUACCCCCUGAUGCAAGCCAUCGGCUUCGCUCUCGAGAGGGACUCAAGCGGCCAACCCCUAGCCCUCCCUGCCCUCGGCCUCGUCCUCCUCUGCCUCAUCCUCCAUCCCUUGAGUCUACCUCAGCUUGGGCUUGGACACUAA